Linum trigynum is the source of this 3707-nucleotide messenger RNA. NCBI's taxonomy places the organism in Eukaryota, Viridiplantae, Streptophyta, Magnoliopsida, Malpighiales, Linaceae. The record is from the annotation of a GenBank genome assembly.
AUUAAAGUAUCAAUGAUUUAUAGCAUAGUAAGAGUGCUCCCCUAUAAUAGGUUAUCGAUAGAUGAUGUUUUACUUUGGGGUUAGUGUCUAAUUAUAAGUUAGGCUUGGUUUUGAUUUUGGACUUUUGGUGAUAGUCUUGAAAUUGUUACAAUGUGUGCAUAGUUAAUAAUGCAUCAAUUUUUUAUAUUUAUAGUUGGUUUAAUAUUUUCAUUUGGCCCGAACUUUAUACUAAUUUACGAUCGUGACCAAUCUUUUCAUAAACUCUUAUCAUGGCCUAAACUGUCACCCAAAAUGGUUGAUUUGACCUAAAUCGAGUGUUAACUAUUAAGUUGCACGGCCGACAUCGUCGAAUAACGUUCAGGCUGCUAUGUCACUGUCUUAUCAACAUAAACCAGCUUUAAAAAUUCAUAAUUUAUAUAUACUCUAAUUUUAAAAUUUUAUUAAUUUUGACCUAAGAAAAUUAAAAUGAAAAUGAAAAAAAUAAUCCGAUCUCUAUCAAAUCUUCACUGACAGAACUCUAAUCCUUCCCCCGAUGAAUGUGCAGCGACUCCCAUUCGUGAAAAUUUUGAUCUCUAAAUUCAUACAAGAAAUUAGAGAUUAGAGAAGAAUGUUGUAAGGGGAAUUUUAUACAAUAGAUGGCUUGAUUAUCAUGCUUACAAAUCUUGAUCUCUAAAUUCAUUCUUGAAGUUCUAUAAAUUCAAUCAUGAAUCUUUUAAUUAUGGUGGUGAUAAUUUUCAGGAGGCAGGCCUAGUCGGUAUAUCUUAUCAUUAUUAGGGUGUGAAUCGUACGAAUAGUAUUAUAUUAUAUUAUGAGUAUUGUUAUGUAAAUUAAUAAAUUUAUAUUUUUUAUCAGAUUUAUAAAAGUUAAGUAUUUUUCAUAUUUAUAUUAGAAUUAUUAUAAAAAUCUGUCAUCGUUCAAUUAAUGCACAAUAUUUUUCACUGAAUUCUGAUUUCUCAACAAUCAAAAUAUGCUAGUUGAGUAGUUGUACUGGGAAUUGUGGAUGAUUCAAUAGGAAUUUUUUUGAUAAUUUACAUGCUUUCUUACAAAUUUGAUUUAGAACUGCCACACAUGACCUAAUCACAUUUGACUAAUAUUUCACAAUAUUACGAUGCAUUGGUUUUGAUGAUAUUUAAAUAGAUGCAUAGUUAUGAAUGUAUGCAUAAUAAGUUAUUGUGUUAUUUAAAUAAGUUAUCUUACUUUUUGGGUGAAAUGUCAAUUUUACCCUUUAUUUGUAAUAUAAAAAGCAAGACACAUAAAAAGGUAGGGACAAAGUUGGAAGAAAAAAACACACAACAAUCUCAAUAAAAAAAUCUCAACAAUCUCACUCAAAAUUUGAGAUUUAACUAUCAGUCAUUUUGAGUGAUAGUUUGUGUCAUUUUAAGCAAACAAUGCAUGCAUUGUUUGUGCAGAAAAUUAAAAAAAAAACGAUGCAUUGUGGACAAUACAUGUAUCGUAAGUCGUAACUAUCUCAACCAAACAAUCAUCAAAAUCAAACGACCCGUAAAUAUAAUGUUACUCAUGUCGAUUAAAUUUUUAUAUGAGAAGGGUUAGCUAGCGUCGAUGUGACAUUAUCAGCAUCAUAACCGAAUGCAAUGUGCAAUGUAUGUUUAUACAACACAAUACUACUAGAAAUUCUACAAGAAAUUCGUCAACUUUUGGAGGCUAAUGCUGGUUAUAGUGUAGAAUUUGUAGGUAGUCAGAACAAUAGGAUGACCCACUUGAUGGCCAAAAAGGCUCUGGAUUUGUUUACUACGGGAGUGUUGGGUUUGACAUCCGGGCAUGGCUGGGCUCGAAAGUCAGUUUGAUGUAACUUUUUUUCUUGGUAAUGCAAGCGAUCACUUUCUAAAAAAAACACAAUAAUACUAUUGUUUUCAAUCUAAUUUAACUUGGAAUAUAAAAUAUUCAUAUCGGAAAAAACAUUUAAGACAAGAAAAUAUUUAGGGGUCGUUUGGAUCUGGGAUUUAGGAGCAGUAUUUUGUUAAAAUCUCUCAUCCUGCAGGAUUUUGGCAGAAUUAUGCGUUUGGGAAUAUGAGGGAUUAUGAGUGAAAGAGAUUUUAAAAUUCCUCAUAUCCAGGUUUUUUAAAUAGCUGAUGGACCCCAAAUAUUUUAAAAUCUCUCAUUUCUGUUUUUAUUCUUCCAACCUUAUCCUUCCCUUCUUCCUGAUGGUCAUCGUUCCUCCCAAAGCUUUUAUUCCGCCGCCGACUAAUCAAUUCACAGUAGCCAGCGUUACAAGACGACAGGACUUAGCGAGCUUCCCAGUGGCUCAUCUGAAUCGUACGAUGGCCGCGAUUCCUUCCUAAGCUGUUACUCCGCCGUCGACCAAUCAAUUCUCAGGGCUGGUGUUACAGAACGUGCGGCGGCGACGAUUACUCUCCAACAGGGCAAAAGCCCACACACCCAUCAGUCAUCGAUUUUGCUACUACCAGUAACAGCAGCCAUAGGUUGAUGACGAUGAUGAUAUAUGCGGCGCGGGGGAUGAUAAAUGGGGAUUGGGAUCUGGAUCGACAAUUGAGUUAUGUGGAUUAAGAUUGGGGAUGGCCGAUUGGAAAGAGUAUAGAGAGGAGAGAAAAAAGGGGAUUCUUCUUCGUUUGACGGCCUGGGGAGAACGACGAUGGCGAUUGACGAAGAAGAACAAGUUGCUGAUUUUUCAACUUGGAAAACGAAGCAUCAGUUCAAAUCUGGCUGGGUUUCUGGGUUGCGAUGAAGAAAGAAAUUAGGAAGAAGAGGUUGACGGCAAAAUUGUAAUUUCGUUUUAUCAUUGAAAAUCCUUAAUUAUAAACAAACAAGUUAUUGGUUUAAAUCUCUCAUUUAAAUUUCCUGGGUUUUUAAAUAAGGAAUUUGGACACAAAUUCCUCGUAAUCCAAGUUCCUAAUUCAAACGACCCCUUACAGUUUUUAAGAUGGGACAUAACGUUGUUCGUGAUCUAACCACUUCCCAGUACCCACAGCCCACACAAUCACCAUUUCUCAUUAUUCACAAGAUGAAAAAUUGAAACUUCCCUCCAUGUCUCAAUAAUUCAAUGCUCCACAAAUCCUCCCAUAAAAAAAAAUACGGCUAGUUUCAAAACACCAAAAAAUAAAUACUUGUCACUGAAUCAUUUAUUUCAAUUAUUCGGUUCAAUUUCUAGUUUUAACGAAAUUUAUCUUUCUUUCUUUUUACUCCUAGAAUUGAAUGUACUAUUUUCCCUCCCAAAAAUUCUGUGUCCAAACUCACGCGCCCAAUUUACCUAGCUGUCAAGAAUUCGCAACGUUCACUGGGUGGAAAGUGAGGAAGUGGAGCCCACGUGAAAAUAUGAGUUUCAACUAUUCAAAGUAUUAUGGCUCAUGGAUAUCUCUCAUAAGUUGUCUAUGUGGUUCCUAAUUAAAAUAGUUGAGGUUUGAUUGAAUAAAAAUAUACUUGCAAGUCUUACGCUCUGUUUGGCAGCAGGGGUGCAAAUUGUAGGAGGGUGCAAGUUGAGAAGUAAAUUGCUGGGGGUGCAAAUUGCUUGGGGUGUAAGUGGAGGGGUAAAUUGUUGUUUGGAUGAAAAAAUAAGGGGAUGCAAAUAGAGUGAAAAGUAAGUAACUAUAUUAUUUUAAAAUAGAUUUUAAAAUUAUAAAAUAUUAUCAUAAAAUAAUAAAAUAAAUAUUACUAUGUAAUAAUAAAUAUACUUUACUAAAAAUAGUUUUUAUAUAAUAAUGCUCAAUUAAUAAUUAAUUAUAACAAUUGUA